Molecule: messenger RNA, 696 nt
Organism: Magnolia sinica
Lineage: Eukaryota; Viridiplantae; Streptophyta; Magnoliopsida; Magnoliales; Magnoliaceae
Product: plastocyanin
Exons: 1
Coding region: 86-589 (167 amino acids)
Cellular component (GO): chloroplast thylakoid lumen
Molecular function (GO): copper ion binding
Source: RefSeq, a predicted model, not a curated record
UACACUUGAAAUUCCCACUCACCCUUUUCUUCCUCUCGUCUCUCAUUUCCUUCUAAUCCUCAAGCCUACAAGAAACAAUAGCAAAAUGGCCACCAUGAUCACCUCAGCUGCAAUCACCAUCCCUUCAUUCACCAACCUCAAGGUAGGCCAAUCCACCAAAGCAGCGGCCCCCACAAAGCUGGCCACCUCCCCAGCCCCGACGGUGGCAAUCAAAGCCUCACUCAAAGAAGUGGGAAUUGCAGUUGUAGCCACUGCCGCAAGUGCUGUGCUCGCCAGCAACGCCCUCGCUAUCGAGGUGUUGCUGGGUGGGAGCGACGGGUCGCUGGCCUUCCUGCCCAAUGAAUUUUCCGUCUCAGCUGGGGAGAAGAUUGUCUUCAAGAACAACGCGGGGUUCCCUCACAACGUGGUGUUCGAUGAAGAUGAGGUGCCCUCAGGUGUCGAUGUUUCGAAGAUAUCGAUGAGCGAGGAGGAUCUCCUCAACGGGCCCGGUGAGGUGUACUCUGUAACGUUGGAUGCAAAAGGUACUUACAGCUUCUACUGUUCACCUCACCAGGGUGCAGGCAUGACUGGGAAAGUGACAGUUAAUUAGUUUAGUUUGUGGUUGGAAGGUUGUCUCAUUUUUCUAGUGUAUAUGUAGAUUUGAGUUAUGGGUGUUGUAAUUUGAGCUUAAAUACAUGUAUUGAUUUCUUCUUUCCA